CCGGAACACUGGCGUGACGAGAACGGAGAAAUUAGAUUGUGUCAACAAACAGACACAGUCCUCGGCCAAGCAAAUCGACCAGGCAGUUGAGUUCGCAAAUAACCUGGUUCAAAGAAGCUCAAGCUCGGAUAUCAUGCAAAACAACAAGAACUUGGAACAGCGAUUUGAAGAUCUUAACAAGACCGCAGCUCCAGCACUUCCGGUUAGCUCAUUCGUCAAGUUUGUCGCGACUAUUGCACCUGAGAGUUUAAGCCUUGGUUUCGUGGCAACCAGCGAAAUAGAUGUACAUCACUCCACAGUUCAAGGAAUAACUGAAAAUUUCCAAGCUGGUUUAGAAGCAGAGUUUCUCGUCUGUCCUAAAAUAUCUAAAGAAGAACUGACGAGGGGAACUCAACAAAAAUUACACGUUGAAGUUCUCGUGGAACCCGCUGAACAAGAAGGAAGUUUGAUUAUUUGUGGAAAAGAAGAUGGAAAUUUCCAGGUGAAAUGUAUCCCAAAAGCACCAGGCAGGCACAACAUCACAGUAAAGAUAAAUGGCGACAAACUUGCUAACAGUCCCUUGGCUGUCCAGGUGAAGAAACGACAGAUUGAGAUCGUGGGCGAGUUAGAUUUAAAAGGAGAAAUGCCACAAGAUCCAAAGGGGAUUGCUGUUAACAGUAACGGGCUGAUCGCAGUAGCUGACUCGAAAAGACACAGUGUCUUGAUAUACGAUAAGGAAGGAAAGUUUGUGCGAAAACUUGGCUGCUAUGGAGAGAAUCCUGGACAGUUCAACUAUCCACGUGGCGUCACAUACCUGAAUGAUGACGAGAUUCUGGUGGCAGAUGAUCAUAAUCACCGCAUUCAGCAGUUCAAUGUACAGACAGGGAACUUUGUGAAAAGCUUUGGAAAGAAAGGAACAGGAGAGGGCGAGUUUCAGAAUCCAGAAAGCGUUUGUAUGGAUGGUGACGGAAAUGUUGUUGUAGCCGACUACGCAAACAACAGAAUCCAGGUCUUGACAAAGGAUGGUAAACCUGUGUUUAAAUUUGGAGAUAGCGGCGCAGAGAAGCUCAACAAACCCACUGGAUGCAUUCAUCACAAAAACAUGUUCAUCGUAUCUGACUGCAGGAACAAUUCCUUGAACGUAUUUGACAGUUCAGGGAAGUUUUUGUACAAGAUUGGAGAAACAGGCAAGGCUGAUGGACACGUGUCCAGGCCUUGGGGUUUGUGUGUUGAGAAAUAUGGCAAUCGUCAGAAUCUUCUUGUAUGUGACAGAGACAAUGGUCGCAUUCAACAGUUUACAGUGGAAGGUUGUUUUACUGGCAAAACUGUUACUGGACUACAAGAACCAAUUUACAUAGCUACAGCACCAGAUGGUCGCAUUUUGGUUUCUGAUAUCAAAAGCAAAAAAAUAUAUGUCCUAAAAUAAGUGGCAAAAUGAAGUAGAGAACCUUGUCGCAUUUUUGAAGCGAAAGGAGGUUUUUAAAACGCGUUUUGCAUCAAAUUAGUGUUAUACAAAAUCAGUGACAAACUUUUCUUACCAAAAGAAUGAAUCAUUUCUUAAGGUGGAGGAUAAUCUCUUACUCAGAACUCCACAGUCUUAGGCUGUGGCAAGAUCUGGGUACAGACUAGUUAAAACAUACUGACAGUUUGUGUUUUUUAUCGAAUAAGUCUAGUUUAGUUUUAUUGUUUUAAGUGUGUACCACAUAUUAUAAACAAGACAAGGGACAAGUUUUGUCCUUCCUGUUCACGUGUGAUGGUACUCGUAUUCAUAGAUCAAUAUACGUAAUUUGUUAAAGACCAUCAUCUUUCAUUUAGUUUAAAUUCUGUCAGAGUUCCCCUCGAGAGAGAUACUUCUGACAUCGUUGUGAUAUUCUGGUAUCAUUUUGAGUUGAUUAUUCUUAGAGUGUUUAGGAUUUUUAAUAAUUCCAUUUUU
Molecule: messenger RNA, 1912 nt
Organism: Orbicella faveolata
Lineage: Eukaryota; Metazoa; Cnidaria; Anthozoa; Scleractinia; Merulinidae
Product: tripartite motif-containing protein 3-like
Biological process (GO): proteasome-mediated ubiquitin-dependent protein catabolic process; protein polyubiquitination
Molecular function (GO): protein binding; zinc ion binding; ubiquitin protein ligase activity
Source: RefSeq, a predicted model, not a curated record